CCUAACACUGGAGAGGGAAGGGGAAGGGAGCUUCUCGGGCGCUUUGAGGCUCUCCUGCCAAGGCCCGGCUCUUAAAGCCAUGGGGCUGCAGGCGGGUUUGGCUGGCAGAGGGGCUCCGAUGGGCAGAAGAAGGGACUGAGCGAGCAGAGGAGGGCGAUCCCACGCUGGGCUUCCGAAGGAGAGCAGUGCCAGGGUUCACUAUGGAAGCUACCUGGCUGCAAGUUCCCUUGGCCUUCCUCAUACUGCCAUUGCUGGUGUUUGGAGCGCCCACUGAUGAAUCUGGCCCCCAAGAAGUUGCAACCAACUUGAAAGGCUGCAAGCGUUGUUGUGAUUCACUGGACGUCCCUCCAGCAGAACCCCAUCCUGGCACACAUCCCCGCUCCUCACCUUACAUAAUGCCAGAGGUGCGUCCAUAUAUCAACAUCACCAUUCUGAAGGGAGACAAAGGUGAACAAGGAGAGCCUGGAAUUCCUGGGAAAUGGGGAAAAGAAGGUCCACCAGGUGAACGGGGAACCCAGGGCCCAAAGGGCAGCAAGGGACAGAUGGGGGCUCCAGGGGACCCCUGCAAACACCAGUAUGCAGCCUUCUCAGUGGGCCGCAAAAAGGCACUCCACAGCAGUGAGGGCUACCAGGCCUUGAUCUUUGACACUGUCUUUGUGAACCUCUACAGCCACUUUGAUAUGUUUAAGGGCAAGUUCUACUGCUAUGUGGCUGGCUUGUACUUUUUCAGCCUCAAUGUCCACACCUGGAAUUUCAAGGAGACCUACAUGCAUGUCAUGCGGAAUGACCAGGAGGAGGUCAUCCUCUAUGCCCAGCCCAGUGACCGGAGCAUCAUGCAAAGCCAGAGCCUGAUGCUAGAACUGCGGGAGAAUGAUGAAGUCUGGGUGCGCCUCUACAAGCGUGAGCGUGACAAUGCCAUCUACAGUGAUGAUGUGGACAUUUACAUCACCUUCAGUGGCUACCUGAUUAAACCCACUCUUGAAUAGAUGUUUAUCCCUCUGCUUCCCUAAAGCAUCCUUAUGAUGUGCCUAUAUGAAUUGUUGCAGUUCAUGCACAGAAACAUCUAAAGCGAGAGGAGAUGGCUUGAAGAAGCAUAGCUUGCAAAUGUUUUAGACUAAAUGUGUUAAAAUUGUGGGAUCUGUAGUCCCAAAAGGAAUUCUUUCAAGCUCUGAAUCAAGGCUGAGCUGUCAUGAAGGAUCACAGGGGCUGCACCCACACUAUCUCCCUCCCCAAAGCCUACAGACCAUACAAGGGAAAACCAGAACUGAUCUCUCUUUUACCAAAGAAAAAAAAGGGUGAGGGGACUUUUUUUUUUUUAACUAAAACAGGAUGUAGGAGACACUUUAGGCAGAAUUGUGCUCCUGAUGAGGCAUGAUUUUCUGGUUUGGGGUUUUAAAAAGAUGGGGAGUUGGAUGUCCAGAAGCAUCACAGAUGGCUUUAUUGUGUAAUAUGGCUUGUGGACAGCACAAUUCUUACCCCUUCUUUAAUAGAGAAAAUAUUUCUUUAUCAGAGAGUAUAGAAUGGAAAAAAAUAACUGUUCUGAAUUGGAAGGCAUCAUUUGUCCCCAGAAAAUGUUUUCUGAUUCUUUUGCAGGCUUGCUUAUUUUGGCAGAUAAAGCCAUAAUAUUUAGAACUAGGAUCUCCAGAUUUUCUGAAAAUACCUUUACACCUGCAAUCUCACACUUUACCCUCCAAUCAGACUGGUGCUUGGUAACAGGUAUGUUCUCAGUUGCCUUCCUCAACCUACCUAUCUAUGUUGAAAUUGGUUGGACUACAACUUCUACAAUCCUCAUGGCUGAGGUCAAUGGGAGCUGCAGUCUAACUCAUCUUGAGCCAUCAGGGUUGAGGAAUUCUUGUUUACAUGGGGAGGGAUGUAUGAAUGAUUGCCACCAUCUCAAGUGAAUAGCAUGUUCAUACAUAUUUCAGGCGUAGUAUAGGCCAACAGCCAUGUAAUAUUAUAACUAGGCAAUGGCAUCCUCCAUUAAUUAACAUCAGUUUAAAAUCACAUUAGUUUAUUUACGGUAUGAUUUACUUGGGAUAAGUCCUGAUAAUACAGUGGGCCCUUGCUAUUACUGGGUUUGGUUCCAGGACCCCCUGUAGAUACCAAAUUCUUUGGAUGCUCAGGUCCCACUAAAUACAACGGCAUAGUAAACAGAAAAUGAAGGUUUACUUUUUGGAAUUUAUUUUUUUUUAAAAAUAUAUAUUUUCAAGCUCUUGAUAGUUGAAUCCAUGGAUACGGCAAGGUGACUGUACUUCAAUGUAACCACAACCAGAUGAAGCUUCCAUCCUAAUCCUUCAACAGGUUUUGUGACAAUUAAAAUGAAGGUUUGGACGUUGCAUAUGUUGUUUGUACAGAACUCUGAAUUUAACACAGAAAUUGCAUACAGCAUGGGGAGAUACCUCUCAAGUUACCAUAGACCUGAAGGACUGUUAGUUCCCAGUAGUUCUAGAAAUGUAGUUUUUUCAAGCUCUGACUACUUCAGGGUAAACAAGGAAGGCAGAUGUCUAAAGUAAAUAUUUUCUUUCUGAUUCUCACAAGUGGAAUUUUCUUACAAGGUUGUCAGGAUUGCUAGGAUGCAUUAUGUGUAGCACUCUGAAUUACAAAGCUAGGUUGGUAAACUGGUGCCUCCCUCAAAUGGUGCUGAAUGUCUGUUCCCAUCACAUUUCACUAUCAGCCAGUCUGACUGAGGCUGCAGUCCUGCAACAUCUGGAGCACCACGGGUUCCUCAGACUUGCUCUAAAGGCCUGUGCCAUGAUACUGUAAUUUACUAUGCACUUAGAUUUCCAGAAGGUAGUGGCUUCCAGAUGUGUUGGACUACAAUACCUGAGACAGGUAAAACACCUAUCUCAGGUGUUUUUCCUCCACACAGUCCAGUGUGGGGGGCCAUGAUGGCAAGCAGUUUGAACUACAAUACCUAACACCAUGCUGACUGGGGCUCAGGAGUGUUGUAUAGCAACACAUCUGGAGGGCACCAGACUCAAGAAAGUUGUAGUAUAUUAACAGAAACGUUUGUCCAUAAAUAGUGAAAAGAAAAAAAGAGAUCUACCCCCCAAAUGAAAUUUUCCUUCAGUCCCCAAAUUUGUAGCACUGCAGACAGUGAAAUUGUAAAAAGCAUUCACACCUAGAACUGUUAUGUUUGCUAAGUCUGCAUUCCAAUGUAAUCUUAGCCUGCCUCUUUUCUUUAGGUUCCUAAAAUGUACUUCUAAAUGCUUAACUGAACUUUUAAGUUAUGGCUACAUUUCAGUUUUGGAACAGCAACAAAAAGAUUUCUGAAAUUUUCAUUGUUAUUUGAAGAGGCAAUGCCCUUAUCCCCCUGUAACUACACCGCUGUACACCUCUCCCAUUCCUGUCAUUCCUUGAAGCUAAGAGACAGAAGAACAGAUGGAAAAAUAUUAAUCCCACCUCCUGCAAAUGAUAGCGUUCCCAUGUUCAGAGAAGACAUAUAGCGGUGCACAGUUUUAUUUUGACCUAGUGGGUAGCCUUGCAGAGCAGGGCAGCUUGAACAUGAAACUGAAUUCCUCCUCCCUGUGAUGCACAGAUUAUGGAACCAGCUGUUGUAGAUUUGCAGCACAUGGCGUCCCUCUGUCUCUCGAGGGAACAACAAGAAUUUCUAGCACUGAAUCACUUCCAGACCUAGGCUCUGAAUCCCUCGAAUCUUUGCUUCCUUUCCAAUAUCAACAGAGCUCUCAGAUGCUUCUGCAGAGCAAUUGCAUUUGAAGUUGAGAACAGUGCUUGGAGACAACUAUUGAUUGUAACUAGUUACAUGUAACCGCUUCUCACUAUCUCAAAGGCAUAAGUAUGUGGCUUUGCAGUGGCCACUUAGAAAGUUACCCUUUCAUGUGUCAGUAUAACUUUUAAAAUGGUUUUUGUUUUAAUAGGAACAAAGCCUGAUUGAAUGAUGGAGAAGGAAUAUCACAUGGUUCCAGGGCUGCCUUGUGUUUUGUUGUGGGUAAUGAAGUGACAAAGAGACAGGAGGAAAGUGUGUUUUAUAUCACAAGCCAGUGGCAUAUAUCCUUCAGAUUUUUUAAAAGAAAAUUUGCUUUUGAGAAACAAUAAAAAAAAGGGGGGGUUAACAAUGUAACUGCUUUUGAUUAGCUUGAACCCAGAACUGUAAGUAAUUAAUUUUUUUUAACUAAUGUUCCAACUUCUGGUCAAGAGACUAAAAUAUAUAUGUAGCAGAAUGUGUUUGCUAUGCUGUCUGCUUUUUGGUGCUAAAGAAAGCUUCAAAUUCUUGGUGCUAAAGAAUGUCAUUUGGUGCUCUUCCAGGAAACUAGAAAAGAAUUGAUGUUUGCUGAGAAAUAUAUUGGGAUACGAUGGGCACAGUAGAAUAUGGAAUUUAUGGUGCUUUAUAGGAAAUGGAAAACCAGCCAACAAGAAUACUUGUGGUUUGUAUAUAUACAUGUGUAUAUAUUCUAGAUAUUAAAAUGUCUUUAUU
Sceloporus undulatus (fence lizard) is the source of this 4435-nucleotide messenger RNA. It is a transcript of the gene C1QTNF6, whose product is annotated as C1q and TNF related 6. The transcript is spliced from 3 exons. The record is from RefSeq and is a predicted model, not a curated record. Gene Ontology annotation, molecular function: protein binding. The coding region runs from base 201 to 986 and encodes 261 amino acids. Lineage: Eukaryota; Metazoa; Chordata; Lepidosauria; Squamata; Phrynosomatidae.